AUGUCGAAGGUUACAGUAUUUUGUGUGUUGGUGAUCAUUGCAUCAUACAUGUUGACAAUACCUGUGCAGGGUCAACAAGGUGAAGAUGGUCACUCGCUUUGGCAGUAUAACCUUGUACGUGUUGAAAAUGAUUUGGAUACCACGCUCUAUGUUCAUUGUAAGUCAAAGGAUGAUGAUCUUGGCGAACAUUAUCUUAAACCAGGACAAUACACACAAUGGCAAUUCAGAGAUAACUUUUGGGGAACUACUUUGUUUUGGUGCAACUUUUCAUGGAACAAUGUGCAAAAGCGUUUUGAUGUUUAUGACUUCCAUGAGGAUGAAUGUGAUUUGCAAUGCUAUCGAAAAAUUAAAUUAGAUGGAGCCUAUUUUUACGGAGGAGCUGAUAAACCAAUAUGGGAGAAAAGGCAAUCAUGGUGA
Molecule: messenger RNA, 417 nt
Organism: Lotus japonicus
Lineage: Eukaryota; Viridiplantae; Streptophyta; Magnoliopsida; Fabales; Fabaceae
Product: S-protein homolog 29-like
Exons: 1
Coding region: 1-417 (138 amino acids)
Source: RefSeq, a predicted model, not a curated record